AUGAAUCCCACCUCACCCACCGCCAGCGCGGUCGUCCCCGGCAGUGUCCCGUCGGCCGCCUCGCCCGGCCCUGGUGGUUCCAGAAAGUCCUCCUUUUCCAGCCAGCGGGCGGUUAAAAGCCCUGAAGCCCAGCGACGGACGCACAACAAGUCGCCCUCCUCGAAGCCGCCCACGUCCCCCUCCUCCGCUCCGUCCUCGCGCGUCGUCUACGGUCCUGGGACUAUUACCUGUCUGCCCGCCGAGCUCGGACGUCUGCGGCUGACGUCGCCGCUCAUCGUCGUCAGCCCCUCGCGCAUGGCCACAGCGCGCCACAUCCAGGCGCUCAUCAUCCCCGACCUCGGCGCGCACAUUCUCGACUCGGCCGUUGUCAACGUCCGGGCCCAGAUCGUCGACGAUGCCGUCGAGCGGGUUGCAGGACGGGACUGCGUCAUCAGCGUCGGCGGCUCGUCCGCCGUGGGACUCGCCCGCGCUGUCAGCAUCCGCAAAGCCAUUCCGCACAUUUGCAUUCCCACCACGUAUAGCGGCUCCGAGGUCCUCCAUCUCUUCGACUGUGAUGUGCCCAUCUCGACCGGCCAACCGGAUGGCGGUGCCGCGAGUGUGGCCGCGUCGAGACGCCCCAGCAGUAGCCGACGCAGCGUCGGCAGCCCGCCGAGUGAUGGGAGGAGCCGCACGGGGGGCAGCAAACACAGCUCCAGACAAAGCGACGUGAGCGUCGCCAGUCGAGAUGCGAAGCAGCGCGUCAAACCGGCCGUCAUUAUAUACGACGAAGAGCUGACGGUUUCUGCCCCACAACGCAUCCUCGUCCCCGCCAACGCCGCACGGCCAAGAGAUGAAGCCCAAAGCCCUUCCUCCGAAUGGACCUUUAUGCAGCUGCCAGGAAUCUAA
Molecule: messenger RNA, 885 nt
Organism: Cordyceps militaris CM01
Lineage: Eukaryota; Fungi; Ascomycota; Sordariomycetes; Hypocreales; Cordycipitaceae
Product: maleylacetate reductase
Exons: 1
Coding region: 1-885 (294 amino acids)
Molecular function (GO): metal ion binding; oxidoreductase activity
Source: RefSeq, a predicted model, not a curated record